CUUCACAGCUGCCGCGUUCGUGUUAUCUACAAUUUGUUUUAAGUAUAUAUUUUUUUGAUUCGUCGAUAAUCCAAAUUUUCGUAUUAAUUGGCUACAACGACAAACGUAUACGUAUUAUAUAUUUUUUCAUUUUAGUAUAGAACGUUUUUUUUCUUCAUUCAUAUAUGUGGUGACACCGUUAAAAUUCUAAUUAGUGUUUAGUUUGUGUUAAUAGAUCUUUCAAUUAUUAAUCAUGAAUAUAUUCAGACUUUGCGGCGAUUUGUCGCAUCUGCUGGCCAUUCUAUUAUUGUUACUUAAGAUAUGGAAGACUCGAUCAUGUGCUGGAAUUUCCGGAAAAAGUCAAAUUCUAUUUGCAAUUGUAUACACAGCGAGAUAUCUUGAUCUAUUCACUAGUUUUGUAUCUGUUUAUAAUAGUGUUAUGAAAGUUGUCUUUCUUGUUGCAUCAUAUGGAACAUUAUAUUUAAUGUUCUUUAAGUUCAAACCUACAUAUGAUCAUAAUCAUGAUAGUUUUAGAAUUCUUUAUUUAAUUAUACCAUCAGUUAUUCUUUCAUUUAUCAUCGUUCAUAUUUAUACAUUGAUGGAAAUAUUAUGGACAUUCAGUAUUUAUUUAGAAGCAGUUGCUAUCAUGCCUCAGCUAUUCAUGGUUUCAAGAACAGGUGAAGCUGAAACUGUUACCUCACAUUACCUCUUUGCACUAGGCUCUUAUAGAGGUUUAUACAUAUUAAAUUGGAUAUACCGUUACUAUACAGAAGAUUUCCUUGAUAUGAUUGUGAUAAUCGCUGGAAUUGUACAAACAAUUUUGUAUUGUGAUUUCUUCUAUCUGUAUAUUACCAAAGUUUUAAAAGGAAAAAGAUUAUCUUUACCAGUGUAAAAUUGAAAUAAAGACUUCAGACCAAGACGUCAUCAUGAGACGGACUAAUUAAGAUUUUAUAUUAUUAUUCAUUUCUUAUGAAGUUAUAAAUGUAUAUAAUUAAAUUUCAUUGCAUAAUUGCAAUGUGGUAUUAUAGAUUAUUCGCCUUUUUACAUAAACUUUAUUGUGUUUCAAAUUUUCACCAUUUUGGACACAAUAAUAAUCUAUCUUACAACAAAUUCCUUUUCUGUAUCUGCACAAUGUUAGCAUUGUUAUUUUAUAAUUUAUAGUCUAUAUACAAUGAUGUAAAAUUUAAAAAAUUAUGUGUUUUAUUUAUUUGUUUUAGUUUCCAAAUGAAAAAUGUUUAUGAAAAUUAAACAUUUUGUGUUUACAAUUUAAUUUAUUGUAUUAAAAUUUUUAAAAUAUAAUUAGUCCUUUAUAAUUUUCAUUUCUUUUAUUUUUAAUGUAAUUAAAAUAGUUAAUAAAUAGUUGUGUUAUUAUGAAUUAAUAAAAUUUUAAUUAUUAAAAUACUGAUUUUAUGUAAUUCUUAUUGAAGUUUUAUUAAAAUUACUCUAUGAAU
Molecule: messenger RNA, 1430 nt
Organism: Daktulosphaira vitifoliae (grape phylloxera)
Lineage: Eukaryota; Metazoa; Arthropoda; Insecta; Hemiptera; Phylloxeridae
Gene: KdelR
Product: ER lumen protein-retaining receptor
Exons: 5
Coding region: 233-871 (212 amino acids)
Biological process (GO): endoplasmic reticulum to Golgi vesicle-mediated transport; protein retention in ER lumen
Cellular component (GO): endoplasmic reticulum; membrane; cis-Golgi network
Molecular function (GO): ER lumen protein retrieval receptor activity
Source: RefSeq, a predicted model, not a curated record